AUGCACAAGAAAUUAUAAAAGGGUUUGAUAAACCUGCUGGAUAUAAAGAAGGUUAAUUUCAGAAAGUAAUUUAGGAUUUCAUUAUAUAAAAGAGAUUUUGUAAUUAGAUAUAAUUUUAACUAAAAUAAGAUGGAACUGGUUGUGUAUAAAUUUGACGAUGAGAAUUUCAAUAAGACACGAUGA
Paramecium sonneborni is the source of this 183-nucleotide messenger RNA. The record is from the annotation of a GenBank genome assembly. Lineage: Eukaryota; Ciliophora; Oligohymenophorea; Peniculida; Parameciidae.